Messenger RNA from Arabis nemorensis, 702 nucleotides. The record is from the annotation of a GenBank genome assembly. Lineage: Eukaryota; Viridiplantae; Streptophyta; Magnoliopsida; Brassicales; Brassicaceae.
AUGAUCCCAACAGUGUCGGAGGCGGUGCGAAGAAGGAUGAAGCUCGUGACUUUCCGUCUGAAGGUUCCGUCUAAAGAUCCCAAGAAGAAGGACGACAAAAAAGUAAGACGAGCUCGUGAGUUUUUCUUUCCCCCUCAGUUUGAUUUCGACAUUGUGUUUGGUUGGAGAGCUAGUUGGAACUUUUUUGGUAUCUGGUCUGAAGAGGACUUGGAAUUAAAGCAGAACCUUGAGCUCUAUGUCGAGAGAGUUCAGGAUCCCAAUCCGGAGUUGCAGAGGGCUGCUCUUGAAAGCAUGAGACAGGAAAUCCGAGCUUCAACAAGCUCAAUGACUUCAGUUCCCAAACCACUCAAGUUUCUCCGUCCCCAUUAUGGAACUCUUAAAGCAUUUCAUGUAACNAUGGCUGAUUCUGAUCUCAANGUAUGUCAUCAUACAUUUCAAAAGUACUUGUCUGAUAUCUUGUCGGUCUUGGCCCUUGCUGAAAGCUUAGGUUAUAGGUUGAUUGGAACAGAGGGUGACAUUGGAUCGUGGGGUCACGAAUAUGUCAGGAAUUUAGCGGGAGAAUUGCACAAGAGUAUACAAAGCGUCAGGUUAUUGGAAGUUGUAUUUGGCUUCAUCCUUCUGAUGAUUGGUAGUGAGGAGGCCCCUAUUGACGAUUUAAUGGAGUUUGUGCAGCAAAUUGUUGCUUUUCACAUGAAGGCUUAA